Messenger RNA from Drosophila biarmipes, 1811 nucleotides. RefSeq lists its product as uncharacterized. The record is from RefSeq and is a predicted model, not a curated record. The transcript has a single exon. Lineage: Eukaryota; Metazoa; Arthropoda; Insecta; Diptera; Drosophilidae. The coding region runs from base 118 to 1722 and encodes 534 amino acids.
UGAAUCUUCCGUCUUCAAAACAUCGGGGCAGAUACUACAUACACCUUGGAAAUUACUAGAGCAUUUUUACAAUAUUCCCUGUCAAUAUAUUUUCGUUUGAUUAUUUCGGUAACCGAGAUGCAGAACUCCGGACGCGGGGCCGACCACUUCAACUUUAUCACGCGGACGGAUCGAAAAAGUCUGCAUACGCAGAUCGGCCUCUUGGUGACCAAAGCAAAACAGGUGGCCGCAGCCGAGCUUCAGGAACGCAGCCGAAGGCUAAAAAAAAUGCUGGAUGAGGAGGACAAGCGCUACGAAGAGGAGUUCUCAAACACGGUGAAGACCCGAAUCGACCAGGAUAUCAAGGAACGGAAGGAGCACCUGCACGCCAUCAAGGAGCAAGUGGCCAAGCAACAAAAGAAGUUUCUGGAGGAAAAACACAUCCAGCAAGUCAUGCUCGAUUGUUAUGAGAUUCGGGAGGCCCUGCGGCAGCAAGAUCUCGUGGAGACAAAGAUAGUCCAAGAGGAGCAAAUUUUGGAUAACCAGCGGAAGAAGCAUCGUGAGUGCCAGCAGGAUCAGUAUUGGCUAGAGCUAAAUCGCCGCCGAUGGGCCCAGUUUGACUGUAACCAGGCGGAGGAGAAUCUGCGGCGCCAUCAAAUGCAGGAACACGUUAAUCAUGUCCUGGCCAUCCAAGUGGCUGAGAACGAGGAGAAACGCAAGAAAGCAGAGGCGGAGAGGGACGAGGAAGAGCGGGUUCUAAACGCCCUGCUGGAGGAGAUCCGCCUGGAGGAGUUCGAAAAGGAACACCAACCCGCUCCCGUGGAUCAGCUCGCCUACCAGGCCGACCUGCUCAAGGAGAUCGAGCGAAAGAGGUGCGCCCGUCUGGCGGAGUGGGAGGCGGACAAGGCUGAUCACCUGGCCUUUUGCCGGGAAACGGAGCGUCUAGAAGCGGAGGCUCGUGCCAGGAUUGCUCAGUCUAAGAAGGACCUCAACCGUGCUACCUUGGAAUACCUGGCCUACCUCCGACGCAUGCAGUCGCUUGAACUUGGAAUCGAGAAAAUGAUGGACGAGCGCACCGCCGAUCUCUACCAGCUAGACAUGUGCACAAAGGUCAACAUCACCGAAAGGGUACGGGUGAAACGGGAGGCUGCGGAGAAGUGCUACGACGCCCUCCGGAAGCAGGUCUGCGAGGACUACGAACGCAGAAUCCGGUCUGAUGCUGAACUUCGGGAGAACAAAAUGAUGGAGAACCGAUUUGUUCAUCCGGAAGUCACUCAUCAAAUGAUUGUGUGCCGCCAGAUCCGAUACAAGGCGGAUUUGGAUGCACAAAUCAAAGAGAUGAAGCGCAUCCAGGCGGAGGAAGAGAAACGAUUUGACAGUCGCCUGAUGGCCGCUGUUGACAAUCCAAUUGCUUGCAAAAGAUUUGCUAAAGAGAUUCUGGAAAAGGGCAUUGAUUACUUGGCUCCGCAUCCCAACUGGAGGGUUAUGGCCUGCAAUCCUACUAAGUACAUACUCAGACCGCCGACCACGGAGCAGGAGUACAAUGUCAGAGUUGCCGAUGCCAGUGUGGACAAGUGCCCUUGUCCCAGGGAAGCCCGAAAGUACUGCGGAUUCAUGACUGAAGUCGGUACACUGGAUGUGCCCCCUGAGGGACCCAAGGUCCCAGUGAAGCGGAGUGCGAUUGAGCCGGCCCAGGAACCACAAAAACCUGGAUUCCGUAACUGCCGUUGCAAAUUUUAUUAGAGCAAAAGUAUUUUUAAAGUAAAUUCUAAUUUGGUUAGAAGCUAAGAACUUGAAGCUAUUAAAGGGAACACUUCUAUCAUUCUAAACUA